GUCAGUGGGGGGGCGGGGGCGGGGACGGAGGCUGACGGAGGCUGCGGCAUCCGACCGACAACAAGCGUCGAGCGAGCGAGACGGGCGCCUGUGAUGUAGACCUGCUGCCUGCCUGCCUGCCUGCCCCCCGUCCCGUCCCGUCCCGUCCUGCCCUUCUUACCCCCCCGACCCCCUCCACCCCUCCGCCCCCCAUGCACCAUGCCGGCGGGGAUGAAGCCGCUCGAGAAGUUCCUCAAGAAGCAGACGAGCGCGCUCAGCCGAGCCGGAGGAGGAGGACCGGGAGGACCGGGAGGACCGGGGGGAGGACCGGGAGCAGCGGACAAGGCCGGCGGGGGGAGCGCGGCGGCGGCGUCGCGGCGGAGGGCCAGCCUGUCCCGCGUCGUCCCCUUCUUCAGGGAGCCCUCCCCGGAGGGGGGGCAGGCCCGCGACGUCUUCAGCCCCGACAGCGAGGACGCCCCCCCCUGGCCGCCGGCCGCCGCGUCGCUCAACGGCUCGGCCUGCGGCGACGCGCGCAGUCCGUCCUUGUCCAGCGACGAGCAGAGUUCCGACGCCAGCUCGGCGGCGGAGAGCGCCGGCGUUCACGCCGACACGCCGGAAAACCUGAUGCUCGCCGUGCUGGACAGCGUGGCGGGAAAACGCUACGUCAACUGCGCAGAAACAUUGCUGGAUGACUUCAUGUUGACUCAUCCCAUCUUCCUGACGGCCGACGCCUUCCAGCAAGUUCUCCUGCAGCAGUUCUGUCUGCUUGCGGGGGACGGGCCAGGUGAGGCGGGGGAGGGGCCGGGCGGGGAGGGGGAGGAGCCGGGAGAGGGAAGGCGGGGCCGGCCGCACGCGGAGCUGAUGCAGGACGGCGUCCGCAGGAAGCGCGCCGUGCUCAGCGUGGCCUUUCGCUACCUGGAGACGUACCGGGAACUGCUGCAGGAGGAGGGAGACAAAUUCCCCAAGGAGUUGUACGUGUGUGCGCUUCAGGAGCUGAGUCGACAUCCUGGCCUGGUCGACCACGUCGUCAAACUGGAACGCUGGACGCAAAUGUUACACUGCCCUGUCAACGAGGAGAAGGAGAGCCGCAGGAAGCAGGUGCGACCGCUCUUCCGCCAUUUCCGGCGUAUCGACGCCUGCCUGCAGCCCAGGGAGGCGUUCAGGGGCUCCGACGAGAUUUUCUGCAGGGUGUACACGCCCGACCACUCGUACGUGACCAUCCGCAGCCGGCUGUCGUGCCGCGUGGGCGACAUCCUGGCGCUGGUGCGGGAGAAGCUGCAGUACAGCGACGAGCGGCCGCUGGCGCCCGGGAAGCUCCUCCUGGUCGCCGUCACGUCCGCCGGAGAGAAGGCGGUGUUCCGGCCCAGCGACGAGGCCGUCUUCACCACGCUGGGCGUCAACACGCACCUCUUCACCUGCCAACCCGACGAGCUGGACUCCCUGCUUCCUCUUCCCGAGGAGGUCCACUGGACGCCCGGAGACAGCAAACUUCACGACAUGUCGGCCGAGGAAGUGGCCAACCAGCUGGUGGCCUUCGACUGGGAGCUCUUCAGCUGCGUGCACGAGGUGGAGUUCGUGUGUUACGUGUUCCACGGCGAGCAGUCCCGCUGGCGCCCCCUCAACCUGGAGCUGGUACUGCAGCGCUGCAGCGAGGUGCAGCACUGGGUCGCCACGGAGACGUUGCAGUGCCACUCGCUGCCCAAACGGGUUCAGCUGCUCAGGAAGUUCAUCAAGAUCGCAGCGCUCUGCAAGCAACAGCAGGACCUUCUGUCCUUCCUGGCCGUGCUCCUGGGCUUGGACAACCCGGCACUCAGCAGACUGAGGCUCACCUGGGAGGGUCUUCCGGGGAAAUUCCGGAAACAGUUUCAACAGUUUGAAAGCAUCACUGAUCCUUCUCGAAACCACAAGUCGUACAGAGACCUGAUCACCGGUCUCACGCCGCCGCUCAUCCCCUUCACGCCGCUGCUGCUCAAAGAUUUGACUUUUCUUCACGAAAGUUGCAAAACUUUUCAUGGUCAACUCGUCAACUUUGACAAGAUGCACAAAGUGGCCGACAUGGUGCGAAGCAUCCGCAGAUACCGCAGCGGACAGCUGGUCAUGGAUACGGAGACGUCGCCAUCCCAUCUGCAGACCAAAGCGUACGUGAGGCAGCUGCACGUCAUCGACAACCAGAACCUGCUCUUUGACCUUUCCUGCAAACUGGAACCCCGAGACGGGUAGACGCCCCGACAAACACCUUGCGAAGGCCGCCGCCCCCACCCACACCCCCACCUCCUCCUCAUCUUCAUCGCCCAAAUCGUCCUCUUCAGCUAAUCAGGACGAGCUUGGCAGCCAUCUUGUCUCCUUCCUGUUCACAGGCGAGACUUAUUUUUGGGACCCCGCCCACAAACAGCUCAAACCACUCCUCCCUUGCUAAUCUCACUUCUUUUCCUCCCUUGUUUCAUUUCCUUUACUCACUUCUUUUCUCUGCUUCCUUCCCUUUCCUCUAUUUUCUUCACUUCCUUUCGCUUUUUCCUUCCCUCUGUCCUUUUCGUGACUUCCUUUCCUUAUUUCCUUCCCUCCCGCCCUCUUAUUUCCCGGCUUCCAAGGAAAACCGUUGGGACUGUUUUCCGGCGAAGCACUUUGACGACCCUCAGGGCUCCGAGGUUUUGUUUACUUCUUCUUCGCUCGUCUCGCGAUGACUUCUCGUCAUGAUUAUGAUUGGUAUUGCUGUUAUUAUUAUGAUUCUAAUUAUGAUUGUUGUUUUUUUUAGUUGUUGUGCUCAAGAAUAUUUUAGACGAACAAAACCCGGUUUAUCUCCUGACAUAUUUUACGCAGCAAGUCUCUGGGAUGCUAGCAGCUAGCAUGCCAGCCAGCGUGGCGUCAGCUAACUGCUAGUUACGUCAACGGAACCGCUAAGCUAAUGCCAGCUGGGGCAGGAAGUUGUUUUUCGGAACGCAGAUAGAACCCUCCACUAGCUUCCUCUGCCAAGGACGGCGACGGCGACGGCUAAUGCUAAUGCGUCCGCCACCGGUCGCUAGCUCAGCAUAUUCACGUCGGAACCAGAUCGCCGUCCAAAUUGAGGUCGAAGCUGGACUUUUGCCGAGAAGGGCGCAGCGGCUCCGACUUCGCGGGGGUGCGGAACUCACUUGAGUUCGGGGGCCACGGUCGCCCCGGUCUGAUCGCGAGCGGGCCGAAUAAGCUAUUCAAAAUGGACUGCAAUUGUUUUGGUGCCAUUGUUUUGUACUGUUGCAAAUGUUGUAAAUUAUAUGAGCAAUCUGACUUUUCUUAACAAAAACGAUUGCCAUUUUAAGAGUAUUAUGACUCCGUUUUUUCAUUUCCAUGUGCCGAGUGGAUCUGUAUGUACCGUUUCUAAAACAACUUGUUAAGACAUCGAUUUCCACACCCGUCUCGAAAGCUCGACAAGCUCAAGUGACUCGUUGGAACUUUUCCGAGGGAGUGCAAGGUUAUCCGCCUUCCUUGUAGUUUUGCAACAUUCGGUCUCUUCAAAUAUUUCCACAGGAGGAAUUGUCGCGCAAAGCUGGCACGGCAUUUGAUAUGAAGCGGGCUUACUUAGCUCAUGAUCGAUAUCGAUCCUGAAUAAGCGCCGAUUUCAGAAGGUCAUUGAAGUGGUAAGUGGUCAUUUGUGCGACCUCCAGUGGCCAAAAUUAGCAACAGAAGUUAAUUCCGUUGAGAAUUCGGAGCGAAUGUGUUCUCAACCCCCCCGUGGGCUGGUUAGGGCCCGAGGGCCGUACGUUUGACACCCCUGCUUUUUUCACUCAGUGUGUAAAUAGCCACAGUGUAAAUAGAGCAAAUCUAUUUUACCGAAAAGCUUGUUUUUGUUUUGCCAUUUUGGACGCACCGCACCGGGGAGCUACCGAGCUAGUUAGCGCCCCGCUCGACCGUCUUGUUGUUGUUGUUGUUGUUGUCGUUGUCGAGACCGUAACGAGCCCGCUAGCCAGCCUGCUAGCGAAGGACGUCCCGACGCGUCAGCGGAAAUUGAGCGAAGUGGCUUCCGUUUGCAAGUGGGAUAUUUUCCCAACUGGAUCCUUUGUAAUGUGAUUUUUCUGCACUUGAAAAUGUUUUCUUGUUUUUCUGCAGCCGCUCCAAUUAAAAAAAAUGACGUGACGCCA
Phyllopteryx taeniolatus (common seadragon) is the source of this 4091-nucleotide messenger RNA. RefSeq names its product Rap guanine nucleotide exchange factor (GEF)-like 1 (gene rapgefl1). Gene Ontology annotation, molecular function: guanyl-nucleotide exchange factor activity. The record is from RefSeq and is a predicted model, not a curated record. Bases 199 to 2199 code for a protein of 666 amino acids. The transcript is spliced from 16 exons. Gene Ontology annotation, biological process: Ras protein signal transduction; positive regulation of GTPase activity. Gene Ontology annotation, cellular component: plasma membrane. NCBI's taxonomy places the organism in Eukaryota, Metazoa, Chordata, Actinopteri, Syngnathiformes, Syngnathidae.